Messenger RNA from Leguminivora glycinivorella, 1804 nucleotides. RefSeq lists its product as uncharacterized. The transcript is spliced from 3 exons. The coding region runs from base 67 to 846 and encodes 259 amino acids. The record is from RefSeq and is a predicted model, not a curated record. Lineage: Eukaryota; Metazoa; Arthropoda; Insecta; Lepidoptera; Tortricidae.
CGCUAAUUGCUCCAGGCGUCCCGGAUACUCGUCUCGCUCCACACGCUCACUGUGUCCCGCGAGAUCAUGUUCGGCUCACUGUUUUGCUUCGCUAUACUAGCGCUAGCGGGAGCGGAAUCCUUCUGUAGUGACAGCGUGCGGUGGUCGCACCGGGUGAACAUAGUCAACGCUUACGGGGUGUGGCACGGCGUAGCCUUCGCGCAGCACACCCCUGACAUGACGAAUAAGCCCCUGGAAGUGGGCUGCGUCACCCUGUAUAUCAGCGAUGCUACUGGCGAUUACCAAUUCGAUUGGCUCGAUUGGAGCGCGAGGCAAAGGUACAACGCCAGCAACUGGUGGUCCCUCAACCCGUGGGGCUCCACGCCGGGCCCGUGGUACCAGUCGCGCCGGCGCCGGGACCUGUUCCAGCAGCGGCGCAUCCGGGUGCUGUGGGACGAGGACGGCGAGACCAUGGAGCAGACCUACGACUACUCGCCCGAGGACCCGGGCCUGUGGACCAUCGAGCAGUGGAGGCCGGGGGAGAGGGAGCUCAGAGCCAGGGGUGUAGAUUUAUGGUAUCCCGAUGAUCCCCCAAGGCACCCCGAAGUGAUCCGCCUGUUAAAGUUAACCCCCGAUGAGAUGAUAAUCAACCACUGUACCGAGCUGGGGGUGGGUGGGAUAUUCUCGUUGAUCCUGCGGAGGUUUCCAGUCAAAGUCAGGCACUGGGAGAGGGUCGAAUGGCAAAAGUUCCUCAUGAGCUACGGGCUUAGCGACCCGUAUCGGUACUUAUCGGUGUGUGCGGCUUGUACUCCUGUUACGUCUCUUCUUUGCUUCAUUGCCGCUGCAACUUUGUUAAGAUUACUUUAAGUUAUUGUAUUUGUGUUACUUGUAUGACUGUAAAGUGGUCAAAUACGUUGGAUCAGUUGGCUCGUAUUUCGAUUCAUAAUAUGAACACCAAUUCUUACUGAUAUGUAAUUGGCAAAGUGAUACGUAACAGAUUUUAUUAGUUUGAUCGAUCGCGUCAAUUGGCUUUUAUGACCCACUGACCUGACGAUGAAAAUCAAAAUAGGUUUGUAGUGGAGUCAGAACUUUGCAAAAAUACGACCAGCAAAACCGAUUCAAUUAUUAUGAGUAUUAAACUCUUGUAAUAAUCCGAGUAUUAAGAUUAAAUACAAGAGUUUAAAAAUUGCUCUUUUAUUUUUCACCAUACCAACUGAUAAUUGAUAAAGACACUUUUCAUUCUUCAAAAACGGAUAGUAAACUACUUUUUGAAUUCUUGUGGAUAAAAUGCAACUUUCUUAUCCCUUUUACCAGUUGGGGUAAUGGUAAUAAUUAUUUUAUUGAUAUAAUCGUUGCAUUAAAUAAUACAUAUAUGUUUUGUCAGAUAAUUUGGAAUGAGGAGGCACACUGACAUUGUAUCCCGCCAGGUGGCGCCUGUGCAAGUGCCUAGGCAUGUCACUGUCAUUCAUAUAAUGUGAGAGACAGAAAAAAAGACAAAAACAUCAUCUUCUCGCUCUCACGUCUCAUUCAUUAUCUGUGAAAUGGACUAAUAAGUGCGUUUUCACAUUUAUCCGAUCCAAUACCGGAUGUCGGAAGGAUUCCAAAGACAAAAAUCAAAGAUGGCGGCUUUAAUGUAUGGGAUAUCGGUCCUACAUCCGAUAUCGGUAUAAUGUGAAAACCCACAAAGGUGGCGCCAUCUGUCAUAAGUCAUAACUCAUAACCUUUGAGUGUGCCUCCUCAUUGUCGAAGUACAAUACGGAGAGGGAGGCGAUUAUGGGGUAAUCAACGUACUUUACCGAAUUGCUACCAGACCUGGUAAUGUUGA